AUGAGCGCGUCUGCCCUCGGUGCUGCGCUCUUCCGCCAACACUCCACCAUGCUGCAGUGCGCCAUGCCCCAGUGCCCGCCGCCGUCGCAGCGCCCUGCCCCGGCAAACGACUCCGCCGCAAACAACUCCCGUCCGAACGCCGCUCCGGCCGCUACCACCACCGCCGCCGCCGCAAACGCCAGCACCUCGGCCGCCAACUGCUACGGCUAUCACAACACCUUCCACACCCACACCCAGCCCUGCGACCUGGAUGCCAAACCACCCGCCUACGCGCCGCGCCAGCCCGCGGAGAAAUGCAGCAACGAGGCCCUGCCAAGCUACUCGUGCUCGGUGUUAUUCGAAGGGCCGCUGGGCAUCAAGACCGAAUGCAUCAACUUCUUCGACAAGCCGUGCCCAAAGGAGCGCCAAUGGCAAGACGUCUACGCCAUCCUGCGCGGCACCCAACUCAACAUCUACCGCCUCAAGACCACCCUGUUCUCCAAAUCCAAGAAGCCGGCGCCCGGCAAACUGCUGCGCACAUACUCACUCCAGCACGCCGAGCUCGGGCUCGCCCUUGACUUCAAGAAGACUGACCUCGUGCCCAAGUCGCCGCUGGCCAAACUGGUGCCGCUAAACUCGCGCCAGGCUGUCUACCAGACCGACCCACACCUGUUCUGGCCAAUCAGAGAGCACGUGAUGCGGCUGCGUCUCGAGGCGGAUCAGUUCUUGCUGUGCGCUGCCGAGCAAGAGGGAAUGUUGGACUGGAUCGAGAACCUGUGCGCUGCCGUCGACAUCAGCCCGCCUCUGGAGGACCGGAGCGAGCCGCGGUACCGCAGCCUCCCCAGAAGAGGACGCAGACAGAGGCAGCUGGACGGCCGCCCGACCCGCCAGGAGGCCAUUGAUCUGCACGCCAGGAGACUGCUCGCCGAGCAGGAACGCAUCAUCAGGACCAUGUAUCCGAACCUCGCCCGCGACGGAGACGACGAGCACCCGGAGCACCCGGAGCAGUCGGAGCAGCCGCUUGGCGAAGCCGACGGCGACGCUGAGGAUUUUGCCAUGGAUCUGCUCUUCCCCAACAGGCCGCCUUCACCGCGCCCUGGCAACUUUUCCAACAGUAGCACGCAGAACAUGGAUGACGCAACUGACCGCACCACCGCCCGCCGCGCUUCGGUGGAUUCCCAACUUGCCCCCACUUCGGGCAAGUACCCCUUGGCCGAAAACCCGCAACCCUCGGCAUCCUCCACUCUCCGCUACCGCCGCCGCUGCGCUCCCGUCCUUUUGGCAGCUUCGCCCCGGGCGAGCGAUGUCAUGUACUGGGACGGCAUGCGACUCCGCAUCAACGUGAAGAGGCAGAUUGUCAUGGAGUUUCACGAGUCGCCGCCUCACUACACGGCUCACCGCUUCACGGCCGCCGACCGCGAGGCUGCUCUUCGCACGAACUCACGGCCGGACGUGCGGCGCGAGGCGUCCGACGACAGCGUCGCAAUGUCUUUCCACAGGGACGCCGACGUCGAGCUUACUCCGGUGGCCAGCCGCAGUACUCAGCAGCGAUCAGACCUGGACGACGUCGAGUCGCACCAAGCUGACCAACAGGUGCACGAGAGCACGCCACCUAGCCCGACCCCGCUGCAGCUCACCAAGGUCAAAACCGAAGGCGAGCGCAGCGAGCGUCGCCUGUUGGACAGGGUCAAGGGGCCGCUCACGGGUGUUGCCGAGGCAUUUGGCGGCCUUGUCGUCUAG
Messenger RNA from Diplodia corticola, 1719 nucleotides. RefSeq names its product ph domain-containing protein. The coding region runs from base 1 to 1719 and encodes 572 amino acids. The record is from RefSeq and is a predicted model, not a curated record. The transcript has a single exon. Lineage: Eukaryota; Fungi; Ascomycota; Dothideomycetes; Botryosphaeriales; Botryosphaeriaceae.